AUGGGUCACUUACCCAGUAAGGAUACACGGCGCAUCAGUUUUGAUAAUACAUUUGCUAUGAGCACAGCACUAGCUAUUCCCAAGCAAGCUGAUGAUGAAGUUUUAACCAUUAAUACUCUUGAAACGAACAAAUCCAACGAAUUUUAUUACAAAGAGAAAACGACACCCAUCGAAGUGUAUGAUAACGAACAUGACUAUUGGGUGCAACGAAUUGAGUAUCUUAAAAAUGAACAUCAACUAAUAAAUAAAAUUGUGGAGUCGGAAUAUGAAAAAACUAUCGAGGAUACAAAAAAUCUAUUUGAUCCACCGAAAAUAACUCAUGAAAAAAUACAAAAAAUUAGACCGUGCUAUGAAUGGCGCUCUAAGAUGCUAAAAUGCUAUGAAGACAACCCUCAUCAACCUUUACUUUGUGCAGCAACUGUACAAGCGUUUACAAGUUGUGUUACAGCGUGUCAAAUGGAGGAACAAUAA
Pieris macdunnoughi is the source of this 471-nucleotide messenger RNA. Lineage: Eukaryota; Metazoa; Arthropoda; Insecta; Lepidoptera; Pieridae. The record is from the annotation of a GenBank genome assembly.